Messenger RNA from Eruca vesicaria subsp. sativa (arugula), 1150 nucleotides. Lineage: Eukaryota; Viridiplantae; Streptophyta; Magnoliopsida; Brassicales; Brassicaceae. The record is from the annotation of a GenBank genome assembly.
AUGGCGCCUAGAGGAAGAAGAAAGAAGGCUGGAUUGAUGCGGGAGGACGCAGCAAGAGAUGCCAUGAGAGCAUAUGGAUUUGAGGAGGGUGUUAUCAAGGUGUGUAUCAAGGAAUUGCUACAGUUGUAUGGCAAUACAGGAUGGUUUCUGAUUGAAGAGUUUAGUUACUCUGUGCUUCUUAAUAAAUGCCUUGAAAAGCAAGGAGAACAAGAGAAUAAUGUUGCUGAAGAGGAAGAAGAAAUGGCUGAGCAACAAAAUGAAGAGAUGGCUCAGGAAGAACAAAAUGAAGAGAUGGCUCGGGAAGAAGAAGAAGAAGAAGAAAAAGAAGAAAUGGCUCAGGAACAAAAUGAAGAGAUGGCUCAGGAAGAAGAAGAACCAAUGGCUCUGGAAGAAGAAGAAGAACAAAUGGCUCAGGAAGAAGAAGAAGAAGAAGAACCAAUGGCUCAGGAAGAAGAAGAAGAACCAAUGGCUCUGGAAGAAGAAGAAAAACCAAUGGCUCAGGAAGAAGAAGAAGAACCAAUGGCUCAGGAAGAAGAAGAGGAGCAGGAGCAGGAGCAGGAGCAGCAGGUUGAGGAUGAAAGAGACAAUGUGGGUAGCAACUCAACAUCUUUAGUGGGAUGUGGUGCGGAGGCAGGUACACAAACUUGCCAAGCUGAUGCAUCACCAGUAGCUGCUCAGUCAUCAAAUUCUACACACCGUUCUGUUGGAGGGGCCAGGAGUUCUGGAUGUGGAUGGCUAAGUGAUGAGGAGGAGACAGAUCCAGGUGAGGAUAGUGAGAAUGAGAUGAUCCAGCUGACUCCAGAACCACUAUGUGAAGAACUUCAAGAGCUUCUCAACGAAGUACAUGGAGAGAAGAAGAGGAAGAGACCCAUGCACGAGAUGAGCUCAUUUAACUAUCAUCACUGAAGUAAAGAAGCAGGACUAAAAGAGUAACUCUAGUAUUGGCAGUAAAAAACGGCUAAAGAACCCAUCUUUAUAUCUUUGUGUGGUGGUGUCUUCUUGAGCUAUUGGUUUAAAACUGAGUAGUAUUAGUUUGUGGUAUAACUUAUGCUAAACUCACAUAUCAGAAAAAUAAAAUAAAAAGUCUAUCCAAACUUAACUCUGUUUAAUUAAGGUUGAAGACCUUAUACACAUUCUUUCAUGUUUUAAG